This is a messenger RNA of Amphibalanus amphitrite, 1237 nucleotides long. RefSeq names its product cuticle protein 7-like. Lineage: Eukaryota; Metazoa; Arthropoda; Thecostraca; Balanomorpha; Balanidae. The coding region runs from base 65 to 661 and encodes 198 amino acids. The transcript is spliced from 3 exons. The record is from RefSeq and is a predicted model, not a curated record. Gene Ontology annotation, cellular component: extracellular matrix.
GGUAUAUAGAGCUCGGUGGCCGGGCCAGAGUCACUCUCAAACCGAGCACACCAGCAACAGCACCAUGAGCGCUAAGAUUCUUUGCUGUAUCGCCCUUUUGGGCGUGGUGUCGGCCGACACCCUAUACAGGGGCACUCCGUACCAGCCGCCGUACGGACCGUACAAACCCGCCCCGUACUCGCCCGCCCCGUAUUCGCCCGCCCCGUACAAACCCGCUCCGUACAAACCCGCUCCGUACAAGCCUGCUCCGUACAAACCUGCCUACAAGCCCGCCUACAAGCCUGCCUACAAGCCCGAGCACUACGAUGACUACAGUGACAAGCCGACCGCCUACGCCUUCGGCUACGCCGUCAACGACCACUACACGGGCACCAACUUCGGCCACCAGGAGGAGCGUGACGGUUACGCCACCAAGGGCUCCUACAAGGUCAACCUGCCCGACGGACGCGUCCAGAUCGUCAACUACGUCGCCGACGACUACAACGGCUUCAACGCCGAGGUCACCUACGAAGGCGAGGCGUACCACGAGCCCUCGUACGGCCCCAAGCCGGCCUAUCAUCCCCAGCCGUACAGCUCCAAGCCGGCUCCGUACAAGCCCCCGUACACUCCCCCGUACAAGCCAGUGUACGGAUCGUACAAACCCGUCCCCGCCUACCCCUAGACGUGAGGACAGUGUCCGAGAUUUAGGGAUGAGAUUGUCUGUGUGAGCCGUGUGAGUGUGCUGUGCGAUCAUGGGGCGUUUGGCUGAUAAAAUAAGAGGGUAUAUGGUGCUCCACAAAUGUGUGGUUGACUUCGGGGGCUCGUUCUGUCACGAUUGAUGUUCAUCAGCAUGCUUAAAAGGCUAAGAAGAAAUGCUGAAAUUUUGUGUGAAAAUGCUUAGGUAUUUAAACGGUGUGAUACGAAUUUGCUAUGUGUUGUUUGCUGAUUGCUCGCUUUAACUAUAGGCACUGGUUACAGUUAAACUGCGGAAACAUUGAAUCCACGUUUUUCUCUUUUAUAGUAUCUGCCCGCCGAAUGUAUGGACCGAUUUCAACUUAGAACUAUCUAUUUCAAUUUAACUUUGCCCUGUAUUGGUGACUGGCCAUCGUCUUUCAGCAGAACAUCCGAGGUACAAACUUAGUGCAGAAGCUGCCAUUGAAAGCGGAAUGAGUGUCAAUGAAUGUUGUGUGAAUUUCAUGUCUGUCGAUGUUCACUUCGAACGAUGCAUGCAUAUUUUGAAAUAAAGUACAACAUAAUU